This is a messenger RNA of Suricata suricatta (meerkat), 939 nucleotides long. Its product is annotated as histone H2B type 1-M-like. The transcript is spliced from 2 exons. Bases 1 to 381 code for a protein of 126 amino acids. Gene Ontology annotation, molecular function: protein heterodimerization activity; structural constituent of chromatin; DNA binding. NCBI's taxonomy places the organism in Eukaryota, Metazoa, Chordata, Mammalia, Carnivora, Herpestidae. Gene Ontology annotation, cellular component: nucleosome. The record is from RefSeq and is a predicted model, not a curated record.
AUGACUGAACCCACCAAGUCCGCCCCCGCCCCGAAGAAGGGCUCCAAGAAGGCGGUGACCAAGACGCAGAAGAAGGACGGCAAGAAGCGCAAGCGCAGCCGCAAGGAGAGCUACUCGGUGUACGUGUACAAGGUGCUGAAGCAGGUGCACCCCGACACCGGCAUCUCGUCCAAGGCCAUGGGCAUCAUGAACUCGUUCGUCAACGACAUCUUCGAGCGCAUCGCGGGCGAGGCGUCGCGCCUGGCGCAUUACAACAAGCGCUCGACCAUCACGUCGCGCGAGAUCCAGACGGCCGUGCGCCUGCUGCUGCCCGGCGAGCUGGCCAAGCACGCCGUGUCCGAGGGCACCAAGGCCGUCACCAAGUACACCAGCGCCAAGUAAAAGCUUUUCAGCCUUUUCCUUUUUCAAAGGCUCUUUUCAGAGCCACUCACUUUUGCAUAUAGAGAGUUGUAACAGCAAGUUUUCUCAGCAGGCUUCUAAAAAGCGUGUUUGGUUUUUUUACAGACGUAUCAUAAAAUGUGAGUAGUAUUUUGGUGUCAGAUGUUUACUGAGACUUAACGUUAGUCUACAGAGCUGCAUAGACUAUGUGAAAUGUUUAUACUGGGAACUUGGCUAAAGCCCUGAAAAGAAUAGUUGGCUUUUUGUGUGUGUUCUUUAAAUUUUUCAUUUGUUCUUUGUUUAAUCAUUCACCUUUAACAUAAUUUCACAGUGGGUGUCUGUGAUUCAGUAUAUGUACUUCGUUUAUUUGUUUUCAUUACAAUGCCCACAUUAAAACAGCAUAAUUCUAUGUUUUUCACAAAGGCUAAGUCGUGCAAAAGAAAUUAUUUUGCAAAAGAGAAACUCUUAAUGUCAAUCAUCUUAUAAUAGAUCUGAACUAGGCAUAGGACACUACUGAACUGCAGAAUUUAAUCAGAGCUACUAUUGUAGACUAUUUCAAGA